This is a messenger RNA of Phialemonium atrogriseum, 3346 nucleotides long. Its product is annotated as Spt20 family-domain-containing protein. Bases 123 to 3218 code for a protein of 1031 amino acids. The record is from RefSeq and is a predicted model, not a curated record. The transcript has 2 exons. NCBI's taxonomy places the organism in Eukaryota, Fungi, Ascomycota, Sordariomycetes, Cephalothecales, Cephalothecaceae.
CGCUAUUCCGACCGAUGCUUGUUGGCCACCCGUCCUCUGCGCAUGCCCUGAGUUCUUAGUUGCGGAGGAGGGAACCGGUCAACCCAGGAAGCUGCGCUCAACACCUUCGCACCCAGAAAGCCAUGGCGCCUAUCGUUACGGCGGUUCAAUCAAGCGGCGCGUCUAAGAUUAAACGCCCAAUCCCGCCCGGCAUACAGACAAAUGGAGGCAGUUCUUCGCGAUCGUCGCCGUCGCCGUCCAUGUCUGCGAAGCGACCCCCAUCCGGUGCCCGACAACCGUCAAAUCCCCCGAACACGGCCGGAGCAAAUACAUCGUCAGCGCGUCCUCCCAACAGACCGCGCCCGGGCUUGUCGGGCCAGAUUCUGGGACGCGGGCAGAGGAGUGCUGGUCUGAGGUCCGCUAGUAUCGUCCCGGACUUUGAUAUGUCCCCCGCGGUCGAUCCCCCGCCAUACGUGGUCACCGACAACUAUAUUCUCAAGAAAUAUGCUGGGAGGCCCCCCUCUCUGGUUGUACACCUGCACCCAACACACUUCCGGUUCGACAAGCAGGAGGGGAUGUUUCAGUACAAAUCGCCCAUGAAGUUAUUUCUGGAACACCUCAAGUCUCGCACCGUCCCCCACGAUAUGCUCGAGUAUUUCAUCCAGUGGGGGGUGCCGUUCUACGAAAAUUGCUUGAUUGUCCAGGUACAUGACCACAAGUCGAUUGCGCAAUCUAAAGAUGUCGCCAGGCCUACCUCGGCGUCCAGCAAGACGGUUCCGUUCUCUAUCCAUAACUAUAACCCCUACCUAACACCAUCACCCUACGUGCCGUACCCUAAGGAGAAUCUUGAUGCGAUGGGCGAGAAUGGGGCGGUCAUGGAGGCUGAGUCGAGGGAAAAGACAGCCGAAAAGAAGGACAAGGCGAAUAUGCCCGCGCCAGGUGCGCCGGGUGACGGGCAGAAAGGCAAAACUGCGGCAAAGGCCAGGGUCCACACUAUCGUCCUUCACCCUACUCAGCAGACCCUACAGAUGGAUCUGGCUCUCAAGACGGUUACUCCCCGUGGGGCAUCUGAUGCGCGAGCAGAUGGUCUUGGGCCCCCUCCAACGCCGCACGCUCCUGUACCGCCGACACCGACAGCCUCGACCAUGCCACCGCCCAACAAGAGGCAGAAGCGGGAACGGAUGGAGCUUGAUGGCAGCAGUGUAUACGCAGCGGAAGCCCAAAUCUUGCUCGCCACGACCGCGCCUCUGGAUCUAGAGCCGACGAGGAAUGUAGAGGAGACAAUCAUGAAGCUGGAAAGCCAAGCUCAUCCCGGACAUUCUCAUAAACCGCCACAACCCAAGACCAGAAAGAGAACGGUCGCCGAGAUGGCAGCAGAUGAAGCUCUUGCGGCAGAUCAGGAGAGAUUCAUGUUGACAAUCGAUGAGAGACUGUCCUCCAAGGUCGCUGGCGCCCAGAGCGCGGCCAAUGGUGCAGACGGCGACGGCCAGACCGGCGCGGCGGCUUGGGAGCCGAGGUUCGAGCGCUUCGAGGUCAUCGCGGACAUCAAGAGAGAGCACGCGGAAAAGAAGGAGCAAGAGAGGAUAAAGCAAGUCGAAAACGAGCGGAGACUGGCAUUGCAAAAGCAGCAACAACAGCAGCAACAGCAGGCAGAGCAACAUGCAGCUCUAGUUGCUCAACAGCGGGUCGCAGACGAGCAGCGGCGGAGAGAACAGGCAACGGCCCGGGAGCAGCAACGUCUAGACGCUCAACGCCGCGCGAUGCACGUCCAAGCCCAAGCCCAGGCUCAAGCCCAGGCUCAGGCUCAGGCUCAAGCCCAGGCUCAGGCGCAGGCUCAAGCCCAGGCUCAAGCCCAAGCCCAGGCUCAGGCGCAGGCUCAGGCCCAAGCUCAAGCCCAAGCCCAAGCCCAAGCCCAAGCCCAAGCCCAAGCUCGCGCAGAACAAGCCCAGGCUGCGGCACAAAACAACAUCGCUGCCACGAUGGGGCAAAACUCCCACGCCCACCCGGCGGUGAGCGGGCCGAUGCCGAAUGGGCUAGCAAAUGCAAUAGCCGCUCAGGGGCGCUUCCACCAAGUCCCACAGCAGGCUGUUUCGUCGCCCAUCGUUCGCCAAAACACGCCACAGAAUAUGUCGUCGCCGAUGGUUGGAAACGUUUCCAUGCAGCAUUCGAACUCCAGCAUGGGGGUCAGCCCGCCAAGAUCGUCGUCAGCUGUCCAAAACCACGCAUCAAUGUCUGUCCCAAUGGCCGUCAGCAUGUCUGCUCGGGGUAGCCAACAAAGCCACCCAUCAGGGACUCCGAGGAUGCGCAACGUAACGCCGAACAUGUCGCACUCUACGCCGAUCAGCCGACCCCAGGUUGUUCAGACCCCACGCAUGUCGCAGGCCAGCCCACCGCCGGGCAUGAUGACGCCUGCUCAGCAGGUGGGACAAGCCAUGCUGAUGAACAACCAAGGGGUACCGCAACAGCUGCAGAACCAAAACUUGAUGGCCGCUCAUAUCGCGGCCCAGCAGCGUCUACAGCAGCAGCAGCAGCAUAUGGCGGCAAUGCAGCAGGGGGGAAUGAUGCCGGGCACUCCAAGCAACCAGCACAUGACGGCACAGCAGCAGCAAGCGCUCCAGCAGAGGAUGUUGCAGCACCAGAUGAUGGCCAUGCAGCGGAACCAGAUGGCCAACCAGCAAAGCCAGGCGCAGAUUGCUCGACAGUACCAGCAGCAGUUCAACAACCUGCAGAACAACAUGCAACAGCAAAUGCAUGCUGGUCAGAUGCAGAAUCAUAUGCAGCGCCAGAUGUCGGCGGCCUCCCAGGGGCAGAACAUGAUGAACGCCGGCGGAAUGAGCCCUGCCGCUCAGAUUGCCGCCAUGCAACAGAUGCAGCAGAUGCAGCAACAGCAGCAGCAACAACAGCAACAAUCUCAACAGAUGGGACAACAGCAGCAACAAGGAGCACCGAACCAGGUACUCGCGAACCAGAUUCGGGCCCAAUCAACCAUCUUCUUCCAGAAGAACCUGCCAACUCUGGCCGAGAGGUACGGUGGCGUGAACAACAUACCCCCCGACGUCUUGGAGAGCCUCAAGAGAACGUGCGCCAACCAGGCCCGGAGUACUAUCAUGCAUGUUGUCCAGCAGAGGCAGGCCAAUGCCCAGGCUGCCAUGUUGCAGCAGCAGCAGCAGCAGCAGCAACAACAGCAACAACAACAGCACCAGGCUGCUAUGCAAGGAAUGAUGCCGCAGGGUAUGUAGAACUACCCUUUCGGUGCCGCAUUCUGCCCGCUCAGUGCGGCUGUCCCUGUCCCAACGUGGGGGGCAGACGCACGGCGAGACGGAUUAAUGGAUAUGGGAGAAGUUUGCCUACCACAUGGGCAAGUCUA